GUUUACUUUUCUUCUUCCUCCACCCUCGAACCCCCAUAUAAACUUCAUCCUCGUUCUCAAGUGACAUCGAUCAAGAAUCUGCAGGUGAAGCAUUCUGUCUCAUUUCGGUUAAUUAAAUUUCAGGUUCAGCGAUGUUGUAGCAGCACCGGAACGUCAGUCGGUUACCUUGGUUCUCAGCAAGGUCGGAUUCCCCGAGAGCUCACAGCGUUACUGCUAUGUCGACGGCUUUCCAAGCGGUGUGGCUGGUGUGUGUGGGCCUUUUGAGCCUGCAAGCAGCCGAAGCGGGCUAUUUGGCCCAGAAUGGAUACCACGAGCGAUGGGUCCGCGCUCGCGGCACCUGGUACGGGGAUCCUUAUGGCGAAGGCUCUAGCGGAGGAAACUGCGGAUACACUAAGCUUUGGGGCACACCCAUCGGGCCUAAAAUUGUUGCCGGAAGCAGGUCAAUCUAUGCUAAUGGGCAGGGUUGCGGCCAAUGCUAUCAAAUCAGGUGUGUUGAUCCAAACGGAGGACCCAGGCUCUGCAAUCCUCAAGGCACGAACGUCGUCGUGACUGAUUUCUGUCCCGGUGGAACUUACUGCAGCACCGGGGAAAAUGCCUUCGACAUGAGCGGGGCCGCGAUAAAUGCAAUGGCGUUGCGUGGGAGAGAAGGCCAGCUCCGCAACCGUGGUUUGUACAACCUGCUCUACAAGAGAGUCCCUUGUCGAUACAGGGGUACCAAUAUAGAAUUCCGUGUUGAUAACGGCUCCAGUCCCUUCUGGCUCAGUAUUUUGAUAAAGUACGUGGGAGGGCCUGGUGACAUUGGUCAGGUGUACAUUAGGAUGGCGAACUGGUAUAAGUUCCAGCCGAUGAGGCAUGCGUGGGGCGCUAACUGGAUGAUUCCCAACUACGACGGGAAGCCGUUCAGGGGCCCCAUGGAUAUUAGAAUUGUAUCGAGAUUGAACCGUCACACAGUGCUUGCUAGAGGAGUCAUUCCCGCCUACUUCAGACCUGGAACGUCUUACAGGUCUAGAGUGCAAAUGGCUUUUUAGUUUAGAAUACUACCUCAACGGUAGUCCUCCAGCCACUACUGGGUUGAUGAGACAUUAGAAUGUUGUACAUUAGUUUAAGUCACGAUAGUCCGUGAUUAUGUCUUCACGCAGAUCCGUAGCCGUGUGUUGGUUCCUCGGUUCGAGGCGUUCUGGUCUUCGGAUGCAAGCCCUGUCAUGCAGGGUGGAGAGUUGGUAUUCCUGGGAGGCUGCAUAAUGUGGAGCGUCUGGUGGACGAAUCCGUCUAUGCGACUUCAGAUCUUUCUAAUCUGAUGCAGUACCCCAUUCACGCCCCUCUUGAGAGAUUCUAUGAGUUGUAUCCAAGGAGGAGGCAGUUUUACAAACAGUAAACACCAAUAUCUGUUUCCGAAGCUGGAACAAAGUGUGCUGUCCACGACCGGGACUGUUGACUGUUA
Molecule: messenger RNA, 1441 nt
Organism: Physcomitrium patens
Lineage: Eukaryota; Viridiplantae; Streptophyta; Bryopsida; Funariales; Funariaceae
Product: expansin-B3
Biological process (GO): sexual reproduction
Cellular component (GO): extracellular region
Source: RefSeq, a predicted model, not a curated record